Molecule: messenger RNA, 1970 nt
Organism: Eucalyptus grandis
Lineage: Eukaryota; Viridiplantae; Streptophyta; Magnoliopsida; Myrtales; Myrtaceae
Product: myb family transcription factor PHL13
Exons: 8
Coding region: 335-1450 (371 amino acids)
Molecular function (GO): DNA binding; DNA-binding transcription factor activity
Source: RefSeq, a predicted model, not a curated record
AAAUCCAAGUACGUUCUCUCCGUCCCCCAAUUUCCUUGUCCCUUCCCUUCCCUUCCUUCUCCAUCGUCACCAAUCAUCGCCUUCCACCCCCUUACGAAAAUCGCAAGGGAGAAUUCGAAGGUCAAGACGGCGAAGAAGAGGCAAAUCUCUCGGCUCCUCCCGCUCUCCCUCCCUCUCCCUCUCCCUCCCCCUCUCCCUGGGUAGAUAAGGAUUCCCCCCGAUUCCGCGUCCCUCGAGCUGAUCGCGCGCGUGCGCCUCGGCUCUUUUUCCUCGCGACUUCGAUUCGGUGGCCGCCCCGUCCCUCUCUGAUUUCGCGUUUCCUGAGGUAACUCAAAUGUUAUCCAAAAACGGGACCGUUGGAAGUGGUCUUUCAUCCGCUUCUGGAUGUACGAGUGAUAUCUGCUUUUCUUCCCCUCAGCAACAUGAAAGACAUGGACAAUAUUCUCCAUUCAUUUCUUCAACAUCCAUGAUUAGAACAUCCACACCACCCGUAGGUUUUCCCCGAACAGAAGUACAAGUUACUGCAUUGACUGAUAUUCCAAAAGAAAUCAAAGAUGUUCCCUGGGAUCCAAAUCAGCUUCAGGAUUUUCUCUAUUCAGAAAAUGUCCCGAGCCAGAAUGUUCAGUUAGGGAGCAGGGCGGCUGUCAUGGGUUGUGACAACCAAUCUGCAGGAAGUGAUUUGAUAUGGACUGAAAACUUUGGUGAGGCUAUGGAUCUAGAUUGGAGCAAAUUUCUUGCUGAUGAUGAUGCGAUUGACCCAUCAAAGCCGCCCCUUGCUGUUCAAGGUCAGUCUUUACCUCCUGCAGAAUCUUCUGCUGCCGCUAAUCAAUUGUCAAGUGCACCCUCAAGCAAGGCUCGAAUGCGUUGGACACCAGACCUUCAUGAAGCUUUUGUGGAGGCUGUUAAUCAGCUUGGCGGUGGUGACCGCGCCACUCCCAAAGGUGUUCUGAAGCUGAUGAAUGUAGAAAGCCUAACAAUCUAUCAUGUGAAAAGCCACUUACAGAAAUACAGAACAGCUCGAUAUAAACCGGAUUCAGCAGAGAGUGAAGGAUCUUCAGAGAAGAAGUUGAGUUCGCUGGAAGACAUGAAGUCUCUGGACUUGAAGACGACUAUGAACAUCACUGAAGCGCUGAGAAUGCAGAUGGAAGUUCAGAAGCAGCUCCAUGAACAACUUGAGAUUCAGAGAAAGCUGCAAUUGAGGAUUGAAGAACAAGGAAGGUGCUUACAAAUGUUGUUUGAGAAACAAAGGAACCAAACAGAAGCAACCGAGCAACCUCAGGCUGAAAAAGGACUUGAAACGACAAACCCCAGCUCUUCGCCAGGCGAAAGUUCUCUAAACAUGAACAAAAGGCAGAAGGUUUCAGAAGCAAGGACUACUGAUGAUGACAAUCCAGAUGAGGGCGAGAUAGGUCUUCCAUCUCCGAAACGAGUGAGGGGCCAUGAACCCUAAGCUGGAGCAGCAUCCUUUCAAGGUCUUGAAGAAUGGAGAAAGAGAAGGAUAUUAAAGAAGGAAGAUCUCAUGCUGCCUCUGAAGAUGACGUAGCAAAUGACGACCGCAUGACAAAGGAUUUCUUUGACUGAAACUAGGAGAUUUUGGAACUCCGCUCAUCUAAUUUAUCUGUGGAUUCGUAUUAGAUGGAUUUAGUGUUUAAGUCGAUAAAAGCCUCAGACUUUCGAACUAUCCAGACUUGGGAAAUAAAUUUGCAUUGAUAAACUGUAGAUAUAGAAGGUUUAGCUGCAAAAGGCGGGCAGCAAGAAAUAAUGCUCGAACUCACGAGGGACGACGCUUUUACUAAGCUGCUGUGAUUUCUGUCUUUCUAAUUUGUACGAAAGAAGUGUACUGACUGUAUAAUCGCGGGGGAAAACAUUGUACAAAUUCCUCUGCGGGCGUCAUUGGCUUGACAUGUAGAUAAGUCUGUGUGACCUGACGUUGCCUCGUUUCAAGAUUUACUUUGCAUAGAUGGACUAUA